Molecule: messenger RNA, 1608 nt
Organism: Epithele typhae
Lineage: Eukaryota; Fungi; Basidiomycota; Agaricomycetes; Polyporales; Epitheliaceae
Exons: 9
Coding region: 1-1608 (535 amino acids)
Source: RefSeq, a predicted model, not a curated record
AUGUCAGUAGGGGAUUCUCAGAAAUCCACCAAUGCGCCCCCCAAGUCUAGUCCGUGCCACAUGUCGGAUGACGAUGACCAGUACCAGCAGCCACGCCGCCGCAAGUCCCCGCACAUGAACGAUGAUGACGACGACGACGACGACGACUGGCAACUGCCCCGCCAGUACCUGAGCAUGGACGAUGACAAUGAUGACAACGACGAGCAGCCGCCCCACAAGGAGUCUGCACGCACAUCGGACAUUGUCGACAAUCACGAGCGCCGCCGCAAGCUCUCGUGCACGAAUAACAAGCGGCGCAAACAACCACGCCACGACACCAUGGUAUCCAGCGACGACGAUGAGCGGCCGCCCUGUAAGUCCGCACGCACAGACAUUGUCGACAGUCACGAGCGCCGCUGCAAGCCCUCGCGCGCGGAUAACAAGCAGCGCAAGCAACCACGCCAGGACGCCACGGCAUCCAGUGACAACGACAAGCGGCCGCCCCACAACAAACGUCGCAAGCAACCAUACCGCAACGCCGCAUCUAGCAAUGAAGACGAGCAGCCACACCGCGAGUCCCCCGGUGAUGACGAUAACGAAGAGCGGCAUGUCAAGUCACCACCUAGGAGCUCUGUCAAGCGUCACUCAAGAGCUAACGAGGAGCCUCUGUUCGUGGAUUUGUCGGACAACGGAGAGCCUGUCCCAAAGAAGCGCAAGACUCGCAAACGAGACUCGACGAAAUCUUCUAAACGUAACAAACUUCGUGAAGAUGAUAGUAGCCAAAGCCUCGACAUCGUUGGCACGCAUCUUGCCAAGCUACCACUCACCAAACAACCUCCCCGGUUGAGACAACUUCUCGACGCUGCAAAUAAGGAGGCCCUCAAGUUCAUCCUCUUUACGAACACGUUCCCUGCCGGACCUGAGAAGAACGGCAUCAUCAUUCACCAAAUUCUCAUCAAAUGUGCUGAAUCGCUCGACGACACCCAACUUGCGAAGAUGAUCAAGCGCGAUAUGGAGUAUUCGGAUCACCUCGUCUCCGUACCGUCACAGCGAAUCUCUCUCUUACGCAAGGACGUCAAGGAGGCGGCGCAAGCUCACGAUGUCGGAGUGGUCUUUGGCGUCAAGGCGGAGGAUAUCAUCAAGAUUCUCUGGUUGCAGGCGGAAGACAGAUUCGUCUAUCCGUGCGAUUUUGAGAAUGACCACGUUAGCAGCAAAUUGUUCACCAAUCCGCUCUGGGCGAGCCUGCUCCGCAUAUGCUUCUUCCAGAAGUCACGUCUUCUCGGUAACGUCUUCAACAAUCUCAUGUCCUCGUCGCUCCCAAGCAAGCCAGACGAGAAAGAAAUCCCUGCUCCGAUGCUCGCAUUGAUUGCAACCGCGGUGUACUAUGCUCUUGACGACUUGCGACUCUCCGAGAGCCCCAAUUUCUCCACUGACAGCUACGCAUGCAAGUAUAGAGACAUUAUCGGCAUCCUCUCUGAUCUGCGAGAUGAAGGCCCGAAUCAGUAUCACACCCUCAUGCAUCGUUUGUAUAACAAAGCGCAGAGCUCACGGCCAACAGCGUCUUCUAGUGCAAAGACGGGCCCUUCUCGACGCAACAAGUUCCUGAACAUUGCCGCCAUGGAUGUCUAG